AUGUUUUAUUAUUCGUAUUUUUCAUUGAUUGUUUUCGUUCUCAUAUUAUUCUUUCUUCAAACAUCAUCAGCAGCAACAGGACGUUUUGGACGUCGUCCAGGUGACGUGAUAUUAGGUGGUUUAUUUCCUGUACACGAAUAUGGAAGUCCACGAGAACCAUGUGGAGCUAUAAGUGAAUUUCGAGGUAUACAACGUUUAGAAGCAAUGCUUUUUGCUAUUGAACAAAUUAAUAAUGAUAAACAUCUAUUACCCGGUAUUAAAUUAGGUGCACUUAUUUUGGAUACAUGUUCUGAUGAUAAUUAUGCAUUAGAACAAUCACUUCGAUUUGUACGUAGUCGUUUAACAUCAGGUACAUGUACAUGUAUUAAUACAUCAAUAUCGGAAUCACUUCAAAAUGAUAAUGUAUUUGGUGUUGUUGGUGCAACAUUAAGUUCAGUUAGUGUACAAAUUGCUAAUUUAUUACGUUUAUUUCAAUUACCACAAAUAUCCUAUGCAUCAACAACACCUAAAUUAAGUGAAGCAUCAUUUGAUUAUUUCGCUCGUACUGUUCCGUCCGAUUCCAAUCAAGCACGUGCAAUUGUUGAUAUAUUACAACGUUUAAAUUUUACAUAUGUUAAUACAAUAUAUUCUCAUGGUGAUUAUGGUGAAGGUGGUUUUAGAGAAUUCAAACGUUUACUUAAAGUAUCAACACAAUUAGAUGAUGAAACAAAUUCAAAUAAAAAACAACAACAACAAAUAUGUAUAGCUGAUGAACAACGUUUAAAACGUGAUGCAUCAGUACAAGAUAUUAAAAGUGUAAUACAAACAAUGAUCGAUAGUGUUAAAUCUGAUGUUCAAGUAUCUGUUUAUGUUCUAUUUGUUACCAAAGAAGAUGCAAGAAAAAUAUUACAAGCUGUGAAAUUAAUUCGUAUAACACAUCGACCUGUUCUAAUUGCUAGUGAUGCAUGGGGUAAAGAAUCAUCAGUUGUAAUUCAAGGUGAUACUGAUGAAAUAGCUGUUGGAGCAUUGACGCUUGAACUUAUUUCAAUUCAACCAGUUAAUUUUGAUCGUUAUUUUAAUGCACUUAAACCUGACACAGAUAAAGAAUAUGAUGAAGAAUAUCUUGAGGAUCAAGUUAAUCCUAAUGAAAAAUAUAUGUUACCAAGAAAUCCAUGGUUUAAUGAAUUUUGGGAGCAUCGUUUUGGAUGUCGUUUAUAUUCAGGUGAUGAAUGUCGUGAACAUCAAUUAAAUGAAACAAAUUGGGAUAGUAAAUUACAAUUUAUUGUUGAUGCAACUUAUGUAUUUGCUCAAGCAUUACACAUGUAUUUUAAUUGUACAACAUCAACAUGUUAUAAUGUCUCAUUGAAUAGUAUUAAUGGUACAAAAUUAUUUAAAUUAAUUUUAGAAAAACCAUUUUCAAUGCCUGAUUUUCGACAAAUACAAUUUAAUUCUGAACGUUUCGUACCAGGUCAUUAUCGUAUCUAUAAUUAUCGUCGAUCAGAUUCAUCAUCAUCAUCAUCGUCCUUAGACACAAAUGCAUCACCCUAUGAAUAUGUAUCUGUUGGUGAAUGGAAAGUUGGUCGAAAUGAAACUGGACAACUUAAUUUAGCUAUUGAUUCAAUUGUAUGGCCAAGUACAAAUAUUUAUAAUCCUUCAUCAUCAAAAAUCAUACCUAUUUCACGUUGUUCAGAACCAUGUCGUGUAGGUGAAGUGAAACAAUUUCAAGGUGAUUCUUGCUGUUGGGUAUGUACACUAUGUAAUGAUACAUCGAUUGUAGUUGGUGCCGAAAAACAAGAACGUUGUGAACCAUGUUCUAUUGGUUAUUGGCCAACUGUGAAUCGAACAGCAUGUUAUAAACUUGAUGAAACUUAUAUAGAACUUUUUACUGUACAAGCAAUGGUACCAAUAAGUCUAUCAAUUAUUGGAAAUCUUUUAACUCUAUUUGUUGUUAUUGUUUUUUAUCAAAAACGAACAACACCUAUUGUUAAAGCAAGUGGAAAAGAACUUUGUUUUAUAAUGUUAGCAGGAAUUCAUUUAUGUUAUUCAAUGACAUUACCAAUAUUAUUGAAACCACAUAUAAUUACAUGUAUUAUUCAACGUGUAGGUAUUGGUUUAGGUUUUGCAAUGAUGUAUGCAGCAUUAUUAACGAAAACAAAUUGUAUUGCACGAAUUUUUGCAAGUACAAAAAAACAAGGUCGAUUACGUCCUCAAUAUAUAUCACCAAAUUCACAAUUAUUUAUAUGUACAUGUUUAAUAAUGGUACAAGUUCUUCUCUCGCUAUUAUGGCUUGCAUAUGAACAUCCAUAUGUUGAUUAUAUCAUUGAUGAUCGUUUAGUUAUACUUAAAUGUCAAAUGAAUAAACAUUCAUUUCUUUUUUCAUUAACAUACAAUGUUUUACUUGUACUUAUAUGUACAAUGUAUGCUAUACGUACACGAAAAGUUCCGGAAAAUUUUAAUGAAACAAAAUUUAUUGGUUUUACUUGUUAUACAACAUGUAUUCUUUGGUUAGCAUUUCUUCCAAUUUAUUUUACAGCUUAUGAAACUAGUCGUCAUCAAAUACAUAUAACGACAUUAUGUGUAACAAUAUCUUUAUGUGCUACAGUUGCAUUAGCUUGUCUAUUUACGCCUAAAGUCUAUAUAAUACUUGUUCAUCCAGAAAAAAAUAUGCGUUUAGCUAAACAAUUAAAAGCUCAAGUAAGUAGCUUUAAAUUUACGUCACACCUUCCAGUAUCAAAAAAUUUUAUAUCCAAUGAUCAAAUGACAAAUUAUGAUAUAUCAAGUAGUGAUGGUCAAUCAAAAUCUGUUGUUAGUAAUGAUGCUGAAGAACAAUAUCAUCUAUUAGUAUCAGCAUCGAAAACUGUUUCAUUUAAAACAUUACCAGAUAAUUCUAAAAUAAUAAAUGAUAAACCAAAACAAAAAAUUCCAACUAUAAUAACAACAAGUGAUGCUGAAGAUUGUUUAAAUAAUGAAAAACAAACAUUAAAUUUAAAAAAAUAUCCUUAUGAAGAUAAUGAUAGUCUCAAUUCAAAUUCAUUACAAGGUGAAGACAUUAUGAUUUAA
This is a messenger RNA of Adineta steineri, 3039 nucleotides long. NCBI's taxonomy places the organism in Eukaryota, Metazoa, Rotifera, Eurotatoria, Adinetida, Adinetidae. The record is from the annotation of a GenBank genome assembly.